Molecule: messenger RNA, 1363 nt
Organism: Nelumbo nucifera (sacred lotus)
Lineage: Eukaryota; Viridiplantae; Streptophyta; Magnoliopsida; Proteales; Nelumbonaceae
Product: WRKY transcription factor 28
Biological process (GO): regulation of DNA-templated transcription
Molecular function (GO): DNA-binding transcription factor activity; sequence-specific DNA binding
Source: RefSeq, a predicted model, not a curated record
GCUAAUUUUCACUUCUUGUGAUAUCUCUCCCUCCCAUUAUUAUGUACUCAUCUGAACUCCAGGAAUCAUAACCAUCUUUUAUUCUCUCUCUCUCUCUCUGUACGUAUAUAGAUACUGUAGAGAGUAGAAACCAUGUAUAGUUAUUUUUAUUAUCAUCAUUUCUUUCCUGUUGUCGAAGUCAUUACAUUUAAAUGGUAAGAAGGGAAAGUUUUUGGUUGUUUCCUCGUAGAAAUAUGGUUUUUUGUUAUUUUUUUCAUGUAAACCUGAGAGAGAUACAGGAAGGUUGUUCUUUUUUUUAAGACGAACCCAAGUCUACUCUCUCUUUCUUCCUCUACAAAAUACAAUCCCAACCAUUUAGAAGAAGAGAUAAUCGCGAGAGAGGAAGAGAGAAGCAUGUUCUCUACGUCUCAAACUAUGCUUAACCAGGGUUUGUUUGAAGAUCAAGAGAUGCCAUCACAGAUGGGGUUCUACUCUUCUCCCAACUGGAGCUUUUCUCCAUUUGGGUUUCACCAAUCUUCGAGACCCCUCAACAACAACCACCCUACAUCACCAGGAGAAAACGAUACUUGUCAUCUCCCUGAAGGCCUCUCUUCUAGAGCUUUAAAGCACAAAGAUAUUGCCUCUUUCGGUGAAUUCGAAUCUUCUUCGGUGCAAAGAUCGGCUAAUAAUCUCUGGCCAUGGAGAGAAGUAAACGAGUGUUUGGGGAGUAAAAGAUAUGGAGAAGACCCCCUGGGUGUCGCUGCAAUGAAGAUGAAGAAGGUGAAGGCAAGAAGGAAGGUGAGGGAGCCCAGGUUUUGCUUCAAAACCAUGAGCGACGUGGAUGUCUUGGACGAUGGUUACAAAUGGAGGAAGUAUGGCCAAAAAGUAGUGAAGAACACGCAGCAUCCAAGAAGCUACUACCGUUGUACACAGGACAACUGCCGUGUAAAGAAACGAGUGGAGCGAUUAGCAGAGGACCCACGGAUGGUGAUCACAACCUAUGAAGGAAGACACGUACAUUCUCCAUCGCAUGAUCUUGAUCAGAGCUCACAAGCCCCACCCCAAAUUAACAACUUCUUCUGGUAAUACAGUUAAUCAGUUAUAUAUUGUUUUAUGUACAAGUGUUGUCUCUCUCUCUCUCUCCUUCCUAUGGCUUGCAUCCAUUUUCAUUAUUGUAGAAUAAGGAUUCCCUUGUGUUAAUUAAAUGCCUCCGUUGGGCUUCCAAUCUGCUGAUACCAUAUAAAUAAAUAGGAGGUGGAAGUGUAGGUCGAUCUGUAUUUUGUUUGUGACAGCUUUUGUUUUUGUUUGUUUUGUUUACUAAGUUCCUUUGUAUUUAUGCAUGAUGAAGUGAAGAAGAUAUGAUAUUCUCAAGUUUAUCAAUCAA